Molecule: messenger RNA, 2468 nt
Organism: Drosophila obscura
Lineage: Eukaryota; Metazoa; Arthropoda; Insecta; Diptera; Drosophilidae
Gene: CysRS
Product: cysteine--tRNA ligase, cytoplasmic
Exons: 6
Coding region: 63-2294 (743 amino acids)
Biological process (GO): cysteinyl-tRNA aminoacylation
Cellular component (GO): cytoplasm
Molecular function (GO): cysteine-tRNA ligase activity; ATP binding
Source: RefSeq, a predicted model, not a curated record
UAUCGAAAGUAACUUCGGGACGUUUAUUUACAUAUUAACAUUUUAUUUAUAUCUUUAUUAUAAUGUCGAAACGUGUACAACCUGCGUGGCAAGCACCGAAGGCAGAGGAGCGGCCAAAGCUACGGCUUUACAACAGCCUGACGAGACAAAAGGAGGACUUCGUGCCGCUGGAUGGGAACAAUUUAACGUGGUAUAGCUGCGGGCCGACUGUCUACGAUGCCUCGCACAUGGGGCACGCACGAUCUUACAUUUCGUUCGACAUUCUGAGACGCAUUCUGGCCAAUUACUUUGGCUACAACAUCCACUAUGUGAUGAACAUCACGGACAUCGAUGACAAAAUCAUCAAGCGCGCCCGUCAGAACCAUCUCUUCGACGAAUAUGUCAGCGAAUCAGCGAAAUUGCCCCUCGACCAGUUGUUGGGCCAGCAGAAGGAAGUGCUUGUCCGAUUCCAGGAAACGUGCGCCAAGAACACGGAUCCUGACAAGAAGGUGAUGCUGGACAAGACUCUGCAGCGCAUGAACGAUGCCGUUGAUGCACUCACAAAGGCAGUGAGCCAUGGAGACGAAAAGGGAAUCGCAGAGAAGCGACAGAACUACCUCAACGAAGCCAAGGAUCCGAUUGCCGAGUGGCUGGAUGGCAAGAAGGGGGCUGAGAUCAAUGACAAUGCGGUCUUUGAGUCUCUGCCCCGCUACUGGGAAGACCAAUUUCACAACGACAUGAAGUCGCUAAACAUUCUCCCACCAGAUGUGCUCACGCGGGUCUCAGAGUACGUGCCACAAAUUGUGGCCUUUAUUCAGAAGAUCAUCGACAACGGCCUCGCGUAUGCAGCCAACAAUUCCGUCUACUUUGAUGUGAAUGGCUUCGACAGGAAAGAGAAGCAUCACUACGCCAAGCUGGUCCCAGAGGCGUAUGGCGACACCAAGUCCCUGCAGGAGGGUGAGGGUGAUUUGUCUGUGGCCGAGGAUCGGCUCUCGGAGAAGCGUUCGGCCAACGAUUUUGCUUUGUGGAAGGCAAGCAAGGACGGCGAACCCUGGUGGGACAGUCCCUGGGGUCGUGGUCGUCCCGGAUGGCACAUUGAAUGCUCGGCCAUGGCCUCGGACAUAUUCGGCUCGACGUUCGACAUACACACUGGAGGCGUAGAUCUAAAGUUCCCACACCACGACAACGAGUUGGCCCAGUCGGAGGCGGCAUUCAACGAGUCCGAGUGGGUCAAAUACUUUCUGCACACUGGCCAUCUAACCAUCGCCGGCUGCAAGAUGUCCAAGUCCCUUAAGAAUUUCGUCACCAUUCAAGAGGCCCUGAAAAAGCAUUCGGCAACCCAGCUGCGUCUUGCCUUCCUCCUGCACUCGUGGAAGGAUACGCUCGACUACUCGGAGAACACCAUGGAAAUGGCCACGCAAUAUGAGAAGUUCCUCAACGAGUUCUUCCUGAAUGUGAAAGAUCUGACCCGUCACGUGCUGUCUGAGGAGCCGCGACGGCAGUUUGAUGCCUGGACUGACAUUGAGGCUGCCUUGCAGAAGAAGUUUUCCAGCUCCCAGGUGCAAGUGCACGCUGCCCUUUGUGACAACGUAGACACGCGCAGCGCCCUCGACGCCAUUCGGGAACUGGUCUCCGCCUCCAAUGUGUACAUACGGGACAACAAGUCGAGACUGAACAGCCUUCUGCUGCGCAAUGUGGCCACAUACAUAACUGACUUGCUGCAUGUGUUUGGCGCCAUUUCGGGACCACGCGGUGGCAUCGGAUUCCCAGUGACGGUGAGCGGCGGAGCCGGUGCGCAGGCAGCUGGUGGCGAUCUGGAGACCACAGUGCUUCCCUAUGUCCAAUCACUGGCGGAAUUCCGCAAUUUGGUGCGUGAGCAGGCGAAAGCAUUGAAGGCAUUCGAUAUCCUGAAGCUCUGCGACGACCUGCGUGACAAUAUAUUGCCCAAUUUGGGUGUGCGACUCGAGGACAAGGACGGUGGCAAGUUUGCGGUCAAGCUGGUUGAUCGCGACUCGCUUUUGCGCGAACGGGAGGCAAAACUGGCCGCCGAAGCGGAUAAAGCAGCUGAGAAGGAACGCAAGAAGCAGGCAGCUGCCGACGCCGCAGCAGCCAAGGACGCGCAGCGUCGCCUUAAUCCCAAAGAGAUGUUCCUUGGCGAAACGGAAAAGUACUCGGCCUUUGAUGCGAAUGGCCUGCCGACUCUCGACAAGGAAGGCAAAGAGAUUAGCAAAGGUCAAGUGAAGAAGCUGCAAAAACUGCAGCAGCAACAGGAGCAACGUUACAAAGAGUAUUUGGCAUCCGCAAACGAAGCCUAGACCAUAAGAACAGAGCACCAAAAGUAUCGCCAUGAUAUUAGCUUAGCAUUUAAAAUAUUCACAGCACAACUUCAAAGCCCUAACCAUUUCGAAAGUCCGCUUAAAACGAAUCCUAUUCGUGCACUCGUGCAAGCCUUAGGCUAAUCUUCAGAAUAAAACUCGCCUUUUCUAUGA